AUGUGCGUAUCCUAUGUUUGCAUCCAGUCUCCUCCUCUGUAUGUGGUGGAAUGGAUUUUUUUCUCUCCCCGGCAGAAGCGGCACCGACGAGAGCUGAAGAAAAAGCUUUUUAACGCUCAGGGGGGGGGGGGGGGGGGGGGGGGGGGGGGGGGGGGGGGUGGGGGGGGGGGGGGGGGGGAGAGGGUGGGGGGGGGGGGGGGGGGGGGGGGGGGGGGGGGGGGGGGGGGGGGGGGGGGGGGGAGGGGGUCGAGGGGAGGGAAGGGGGGUGUUUGGAGGGGUGUAGGGGGGGGUGGGGGGGGGGGGGGGGGGGGGGGGGGGACGGGGGGAGGGGGGAGGAGUAGCAGGAGGGGGACGGGGGGGGGGGGGGGGGGGGGGGGGGGGGGGGGGUGGGGGGGGGGGGGGGGGGGGCGGGGGUCAAUGAAGGGAGAAACAAAAUAA
Messenger RNA from Knipowitschia caucasica, 438 nucleotides. The record is from the annotation of a GenBank genome assembly. NCBI's taxonomy places the organism in Eukaryota, Metazoa, Chordata, Actinopteri, Gobiiformes, Gobiidae.